Molecule: messenger RNA, 1029 nt
Organism: Plasmopara halstedii
Lineage: Eukaryota; Oomycota; Peronosporomycetes; Peronosporales; Peronosporaceae
Exons: 6
Coding region: 1-1029 (342 amino acids)
Source: RefSeq, a predicted model, not a curated record
AUGGAACUCGUAGAAAAGACGACAACGCUGUCAUCGCCUUUGAUUAAGCGUGAAAUCUCGCCCGAUGUCGUUGAUCUUCAGUCACACACUAAUACCUCUCCAAGCAGAACUGGAAUGACUCCAAGCUGUCUCAAGAGUUAUCUCACGUGGGUUCCAUUCCCGUUGAUUCCGUCUGUUGUGCCAGAAAAUAAAGUCUCGCUUUUCAACGAUCGCCAACUCGAUCCUCUUGAAUGGGUUGACCUGUUAGAGCAGACUGAGUGCUUGGACUAUAUCAGCCCUGAUAUCGAUAAAUGCAUCGAGCGACAAUCUCGCAUGGAGGGCAACCAAGAACUUGAGCUGACAGGUCGUGAAUUUGUUGACAGUCCCGUGAUACCUAGGCUACCAUAUUUGAGCGGCCUAUCUUCGGCUGAGCAACCGACAUUGCUGAUGCCGAGAACGCGGCUCCAGGGUGGCCACGCGUCGCGAUGUUCAAGUUUACGAGAGCUUCCAUCGUGCAGGAAGACACUGACAGAAAACAACGACGCCAACUUAAAGAAUACUUAUCCUGUCAUUGCCGAGCAGCUUAUUCAGAUGAAGAGACCUUCAAGAGGGGCAAAGCGAAGUACUGCUCAUUCGUCGUUACGAUCGGCCAACAGGUUGCUCGACUUUGAGACUUCUCAACAUUCUAAUAGUCGACACAAGCGGGCAUCAUGGGGUGGGCGCCCAGCGCGUGUAGCAAAUGCACGAGCUGCAUCACGUCGAGAAUGCAAAUCUGCGAGGAAGUCAAAGGACUGUAUGAUCCCUGGAUGUACGAAAGCGACCAAGGAGGUGGCUUCUGCAUCGCGCAUGGCGGAGGAAAACGGUGCGCCGCUGGAGGAUGCAAGAACUCAGCUCAAUCUCGCGGACUGUGCAAAAGCCAUGGAGGUGGAAAGAGAUGUCGGGCUAAAGGAUGUACUAAAAGCAGUCAAGCAGGAGGAUUUUGUCGUGGUCAUAAACCUAAGAUUACUUUUCUGUGAUCGCCACUUUCAUCAAAGAUUGGCAAAGCACUAA